AUGAUGGGCCCACUGUCCUCUGACAGCGUACAUGCCGUGAGCUACACGAACAUUGGUGACGGAGGGCAAGAUCCGUCAGGCCGAAUGCAAGAGUUUGCUGCCGCGGCCAGAAUCGACUAUAAGCCCGCCAUGGCCUUUGCGGGCCUGUCGUCGAAGCAGCCCGAGACUUGGUGUCUUUCCCCCGGAUCCAUCUCGGUCAAGACAGCCAAAGCCAAAGCCGCCUUUAUGCCCUCAUACUCCCCCCAGCCGAGAGCGCAUGGCACCAUGGCCCCGGGUCAGGCGGCGGCUGCAGGGCAGGAAGCCUGGCCGCUAACGCCCCUGGGCUCCGGUUCCGACGGACUCGAUCUCAGCUACUGCCUCCAGGACGCCCCCGCUGCGCUGGACGACAUCAAGGCCGGCUACUUUGCCCCAGCGUCUCCCGGCGGGUGGUGCGCCCCCGGACCCAUGCUGUAUCCAGCAAGACCCGCGACAGCCGAGAUGGCCGUGACGGCGGCGGGGGCCAAGAUGACGAGCUGCCACCCUCACACGGCGCCCGACGAGGCCCGGUCGUCGUCAGCCCCGGCCCCAGCCCCGGCCCCGGCCCCGGCCCCGGCUCCGGCUGCGGCUGCACCUCUCGCCGCCUUUGCGCCCAUUUCCGCGGCGGAUCUCAUCCUGGACUGCUUGGACGAGUUUCACCUGCCCCUGGGGCCCUCGGGGGCGCCCUCGCCGGGCCAGCUGUGGCCGGCGGACCUGUUCGCAGGGCCGGAGGCGAGCGGCACGAGCCCCGUCGCCCGGUCGGUGGCGUCCCUGACGGACUCGCCUCCGGCGUCGGCGGGCGGCAGCACGCCGGGCGACGCGCCGUCCGCGGCGCAGCCACCCCCUCCCGACGCGCAGUCGGCCCCCUGCUCGGCGUCUCCGCCCUCGGACACGAACGAAGCCGAAGCCGCGUGCGGCGGGGAGAGAUCCGACGAGCCGUACGCCAAGCUGAUCUACAAGGCGUUUAUGAGCCGUCCCGACCACUCCAUGACGCUGCAGGAGAUAUACCAGUGGUUCCGAGAAAACACCAGCAAGGCAGUCACCGAGACUGGAGGCUGGCAGAACAGCAUCCGCCACAACCUGAGCAUGAACGCCGCUUUCACAAAGCGGGACAAGGCCAGCUCGACUUCGCCCCGGUCCCUGUCCAGCGGCGACGACUCCAAGCGUGUCAACGAGUGGGUGCUGGAGGACUGGGCCAUCCGCAACGGCGUGCAGAGCACCACGCGGUACCGGAAGACCAACUACGCCAGGCGCGGAGGCCCUGGUCGAGUCGCCGUCAGCCCGUGGACGGUUGAGCACUCGGCCAAAAGAGCACUAUCGGGCCGCAAGGGCGGAUGUGCGACCAGGAACUCGCGGCAGCGGAAACGCACGUACUGCCAAGUGAUACCACUGGAGCACACCGAGCACAAUGCCCAACAUGAGCAUCAGCAGCAGCAGCAGCAGCAGCAACAUCAGCAGCAACAUGAACAUGAACAUCAACAGCACCAGCACCAGCACCAGCAGCACCAGCACCAGCACCAGCAACACCACGACGUCCUCGACAGCUGCGGCGGCGGCAGGCAGUCGUGCUCGCCGUCCGCCGCAGAGCUCUACGAGUACGCCGCCCGCCACGAGGGAGCCAUCCCCCCCGGCAUCAGCACCCGCUUCGACGCGGCGCCCUGCUUCGCCUCGCCCCUGGGGGCGGCCGGCGACUACGGCCUCGAGGCGAGCUUGGGCGCGGGCAUGCCGCGCCCCCCCCACGAGCGGGAGGAGCACCUCCUGGCCAGCGGCAGCCACCUGCACCAGCAGCACCAGCAGCGCCUCCUCGCCCAGCAUCAUCAUCAUCAUCAUCAUGUGGUUGCUUGCGACGAGCCGCCCAUUGGCGGGCCGUACGCGAGGCUGCCCUCUGCGCAUGUCCCAGCAGGGGCGGCGGCGGGCUUCGCCGACCCCCAGCGGCCCGGUGCUUGCCGAGCGUUCCCAGACGCCAACGCCUGCGCGGCGUCCCCUCCUGCACCGACGUCGCCGCCUCGCCCGCCGUUUCAUCAUCAUCAUCAAGAUCUGCUGGAUCCGUACGUAUGGUGGAGCCACCACAGCCAGUGCCUGUAA
This is a messenger RNA of Ustilaginoidea virens, 2100 nucleotides long. RefSeq lists its product as uncharacterized. The record is from RefSeq and is a predicted model, not a curated record. Gene Ontology annotation, biological process: regulation of transcription by RNA polymerase II. Lineage: Eukaryota; Fungi; Ascomycota; Sordariomycetes; Hypocreales; Clavicipitaceae. The transcript is spliced from 2 exons. Gene Ontology annotation, molecular function: DNA-binding transcription factor activity, RNA polymerase II-specific; RNA polymerase II cis-regulatory region sequence-specific DNA binding. The coding region runs from base 1 to 2100 and encodes 699 amino acids.